This is a messenger RNA of Alternaria rosae, 1910 nucleotides long. RefSeq names its product Alpha/Beta hydrolase protein. NCBI's taxonomy places the organism in Eukaryota, Fungi, Ascomycota, Dothideomycetes, Pleosporales, Pleosporaceae. Gene Ontology annotation, biological process: macroautophagy; multivesicular body membrane disassembly; neutral lipid catabolic process. The transcript has a single exon. The record is from RefSeq and is a predicted model, not a curated record. Gene Ontology annotation, molecular function: glycerophospholipase activity. Bases 43 to 1554 code for a protein of 503 amino acids.
CCGUCUCUCGCCCUGUUGUCUCUUCUGUAAUGUCCACAAAUCAUGCAAUCAAACAAAUCGACUCUUAAUCAUCGGAGCAGGCCCUCUACCAGUCUCUUCGCCUUUGGCGUCAUCGCGCAGGUCGCGUUGCUUGCCUGCAUCUUCUGGACUUACACUAGCUAUGGCAACCCCCGUGAGCCGACCGCCUUAGCGGAAACAACAACCAAGACAUCACCAAGACCAAACGGCUUCACUCUUCGCCACGUUUUAGAUCACGGUGCUGGGCAACCUGGACCACGAGCACGAAGGUUUGAUGUGACUCCAGAGCGGUUUGCCGUUGCUGGUGUCGACUCCCGCAUCGGGCCCUUCACUAUCAAGACGGCGCCAGUCAAGAUCGAAAGACCCGCGUCACGUGGCUACGAUGCACAGAUCCCUAUGUCGCCCAUGUGGAUCGCCGAGGAUAUACCAGGUCCAGAUGUCACGGACAAGAACACGGUUAUCAGUUUCGCAAACAUGUCCGAAGAUGCUUACAAAGUCGGCCCUGAUGACGCUGGAUGGAUGGACGUCGAUGGGCAUUACAACUCGUCGGUCCCUUUUGGCUGGGAUGAUAGUGGCAUCCGAGGUCAUGUUUUCAGCGAUGACACCAACUCCACUAUUAUCCUGGCGGUAAAGGGAACGACAGUAGCCAUGUUCGAAGGCGACGGAACAUCGGUGCACGACAAAGAAAACGACAACCUGUACGGCUCUUGCUGUUGCGGUCAGGGCGGCACAUAUCUUUGGCGCAAAGUGUGCGACUGUCAGACUGGCACCUACAGCUGCGACGAGCAAUGCGUUAAGAAGGAGUUACGGAAGCCGAACAGAUACUAUGCCGCGACUGUCGAGUUGUAUCAGGAAGUUGUCAAAGUCUAUCCGGAUGCGCACAUCAUGACGACAGGACAUAGUCUAGGAGGCGUCCUCGCCUCUCUGAUCGGCUUGCAGCACGGUAUCCCUGCGGUGACCUUUGAAGCCUACCCACAGGCUUUGGCAGCUAAGCGCUUAGGACUACCAGCUGCCGGUGACGUUGCUCCACUCAGGAAGAAUACAGGUGGCUUUCACUUCGGGCAUACCGCUGACCCCGUGUACAUGGGAACUUGCAACGGCGCGACCAGCUUUUGCUCUAUCGGCGGGUACGCCUUCGAAACGCUUUGCCAUACCGGAAAGAAAUGCGCAUACGAUGUGGUUAAAGAUUGGGGCUGGAGACAGAACACACAGACCCAUAGCCUGAGGUACGCCAUUGACAAUGUGUACAUGAAGUACGACGAGGCAGCAACAUGCCAAGAAGAGGAUGUUGGUUGUGUCGAUUGCUACCUAUGGAAGUUUGAGAACGGGACGAAAACCACGACGACGAGUAGUUCAACAAUCCCAACAAGUACCACAUCAUCGAGGACACGGACCGAGACAUGUAAGACGCCUGGGUGGUGGGGAUGCCGUGAUGAGACUACCACAAUGGUAUCAACGACAUCGUCCAGCGUAUCAAGUACUGAAACCAGCACAAGUACAAGUACCUGUCAGACUGUGAGUCCUGAAAUCUUGUAAUCGUGCUUACAUAGCUGACUUCUUGAAGCCCGGAUGGUUCGGCUGUAAAGACAAAACGACUGCUACCGGACCUACUACGACUGCUACGACUACUACUACAUCAGCUGCACCAACAACUACAUGCACCUCGAAGGGAUGGUUUGGCAGGUGUUACGAUGAUGUUCCAGCGACAACCACUCCAGCUAUGCAAGCUCAUGCCUAUUGGCGGACUGCGGCGACUGCGACGCAGACGGCUCCUUAGACUUUCAGAAUCUUGCCUAUGUUGUGCGGUAGUCAUACAGUCGCAUGUUAUACCUAGUUAGAAUAACCAAUCAAUCAGCUUUGUCGCUGCCUAUCAUCACCCGAAGACAUCUUGA